Molecule: messenger RNA, 1567 nt
Organism: Racocetra persica
Lineage: Eukaryota; Fungi; Glomeromycota; Glomeromycetes; Diversisporales; Gigasporaceae
Source: the annotation of a GenBank genome assembly
AUGGCUUCUAUUGAUCUUAAGAAAACGGAAAAAGACUCAGUUUCACUGUCAGCAAUUCUUGAACUUUUAGAAGGUGACGGGACAGUUGAUAUAUACCAUAAACCCCUACCCCUAGUUAGUGCUACUACCUAUAUAUGCACACAGUGUCAAAGCAGAUUGCCCUCGCCAGAAUAUUGCACGAAAUGCAUUAGAGAUCAUCUAAUAAAUAAUUUUGCCAAUUGGACGUCUGAAAAUAAAGAAAUAGAUAGAAUGCUUCAAACUUGGCAGAUAAAUUUUCCGAUACCAGGUCAUUUUUUUGAAUGGGUGCCAUUUGUAAAUUUUAAUAAUAUUGAAUACAAAACAAGAGGUAGAUAUGGAUCAAUCUAUACUGCUACUUGGGUUAAUGGUCUUAUUAUCGGCUGGAAUGAGAAAACUCAAGAAUUUAUAAGAUUAGGGUCAAAAAAAAUUGUAUUAAAGUUGCUAAAUAAUUCAGACAAUCUAAAUAUUAGAUUUUUUGAAGAGGCAUUAUCUAGCACCGUAUCUCCUACUUUGGCAUCGUGUGGAGUUAAAUGCUAUGGAUUAACAAAAUAUCCAGAUAAUGGAAAAUAUAUGUUAAUUUUAGAAUAUAUGGAGAAUGGGGAUCUUAAUACCUUCAUAUCAAAUAAUGUAUUUAGAUGGGAAGAAGUGUAUAUAAUACUUGGCCAAAUAUUCACUGAACUAUACUAUAUCCAUUUUAGUAACAUAGUGCAUAAAAAUCUUCAUCCUCGAAAUAUAUUAUCCAAUUCAAAAAGAUGGUCUAUUAGCGACUUUGGAUUUAAUGGACCUGCAGAUAACCUGGUCGAUCAUGUAUUCGAAAUCUUGCCUUAUGUUGCUCCAGAAGUACUAUAUUAUAAAAAAUGUACACCAGCAUCAAAUAUAUAUAGCAUAGGGAUAAUAAUGUGGCAACUUGCAACUAGAUGCAAUAAUCCAUACGGAAAUCGCAAAAACGACAUUCAUCUUGCUAUAGACAUCUGUAAUGGUCUCCGUCCACCAAAAAUUUCUGAUGUGCCACCUGAUUAUGAAUAUAUCAUGAGGAAAUGUUUGGAUGCAGAUCCACUACAACGACCAGACGCAUGCGGAUUAUGUCUUUAUUUUAACACAAAAGUUUAUAAAAUUAAUCAUGACAAAUAUGUGUUUCCUAUCUCAAAAAUUAAAAUUUUUUUUUCAGAUGCUUAUUCACUGAGUAAUCAUAAAUGCGAAAAUCUUGAAUUCAAGUAUUUACCAAUACCGAAAAACUCUAUAAAUAUGCAAAGUUCAACGAAUAUUGAUGAUAAAAGACAUACAAUAUCAUACAUAUACCGUGGUGACAUUUAUGAGCAUUUUCUUCAAUAUGAACAAUCAGUUAAAAAUUUAAACAAUAACUUGAAGAUAAAUUAUGAACAUGAAAUUUUUCUUCGUGGAGAAAUUUAUCAUAAAUUAAGUCGAUUUUCGAGUUCGCUUUUAGUUGUAAAUAAUACACUAUUGCUAAACCAACCUAGAGAAUUUCUUAAAAGUUUAAAUAUGGUAUUGGAGUUAGAUCCAAAUAAUAUAUAUGUGAUUGAGUGCCGUG